UUAAUGUUGUCUGCUACCAAAACAAAUCAAAGCAAUUUACCAGAAAUUACGCAGUCAAAUGGUCAUUUACCAGGACGAAAUUUUAUAUAGUAUGACAAGUAUAGGAAACAGUGCUGAAUACAUGUUUUAUUUACAGUAAGACACAUGCAAAUGCCCUGAAAUAGGUCUUGAAAAGAGAAAGAAAAAUCAAGGCAAACCUCAUAGGUACUAAGGUAGGCAUAGGAAUUCGACGUGAUGGCUCCACGAAUCGCCAGUGGAUUUUGGGGCAUUCCAACUUCCACAAUAGACUGGUGUGAAGAAAACUAUAGCGUUACAACAUAUAUUGCAGAAUUUUGGAACACCAUUAGCAAUUUCAUAUUCAUCAUACCAUCACUGGCUGCUCUGUAUUUUGCCUUUAUUGAUCACAUGGAUGAUAGAUACAAAUGGUGCAAUGGAUCAGUAUUAACCGUUGGUCUUGGAUCCUGGUGCUUCCAUAUGACACUACUGUAUAGUAUGCAGCUAUUGGAUGAACUACCAAUGAUUUAUGGAUCAGCAUUUCUGAUUUAUUCACAUUUAGAAGUAGAGAAACCUCGCAACCAUGAAAAUAUACCCUUGAAGAUAAUUUUAACAAUGUAUUGUUUAUUUGUCACUAUAGUAUAUUUGCUUACAAAGCAUGUGCUAUUUUUUCAGUUGUCAUAUGGUUUUGUUGUAGUAUCAAUGAGUGUUGUAUGCUGUAAUAAUUUUAGGAAGUAUCGAGAAGCUAGAAACAUUUUCAUAGUUGCCACAGUUACAUAUGCUUUUGGAUUUCUUCUCUGGGAGAUAGAUCAAAACUUUUGUGGAGGCCUUAAAUUAUGGAGAAGUGAAGUAUUGGGACCUUUUGCACCAAUAUUUGAAUUACAUGCAUGGUGGCACCUCUUAGCAGGGACAGGAACAUAUCUAUCUGUAUUAUAUAGUGCAUAUUUAAGAUCCUUAGUAUUAGGAAACAAACCAGAAAUAAAGUACUGGAAAAAAGUUUGGCCAUACAUAAGGAUAACUAAUGGUAAAGCAAUGACAUGAUGAUGGUAUUCUUUAGUAUGGAUGUUAUAUGAACAGGAUGUUUCCAGGUGUGAUUGAAGCAUGAUUGUGACAUGAGGUUUUUGUUUGUUGAACACUAUGUUUAACUGAUUUCUGUGGGAUGAAUAUGUAUAUUAUUACAUUGUAUGUGUAUACUGUUCAAUCUGUAAAAACAACAUUAUAUAAAAUAUCACAUUACCAAUAAUAAGAUUUCACUGCCAGUAUCAGAGUCAGUUUUAUUUGAUAGAAAAUAACAUAAGAAAACGUAAGCUAAAGGGUUAUUUAACCAUGACUUGGUUGUAUUAUAACAAUAAAGAUAAAAUAGUAUAAUACUUAUAGAAGAAUGCUACUAGUACUUUAUGUAAGUAGAUGUAUGCAUUUAUGUGUGAACAUUUAUUUAUUUUUGAAGUAAUCAUGAAUGAUAGAACAUUUCUCAAUUUUUGAAACGGGUAUUCAUUCUGUUGUUCAACAUAUAUAUGUUUUUAGUUAAUGGGUAUUCAUUUUCAUGGAUUCAGGUUCAACAAGAAAUCUAAACAUAGCCAUUCAACUCUUGUGGCAUUGUGAAUACUGAGAAUAUGCAUUCAUAUGAUAUUCAAACACAGUUGGUCUUCUUAAGAAAAAUUCCACUGGGCCUAAAAAAAAUAAUUAUCUGUUUUUUAGACACUGGACUCUGUGGAAAAAAUCUGCAGGCUUUUUAUGAUUACAAGUGAUCUUGAUUUUCACUUUUCAAAUGGAUGCAGAAAUCUCAGAUAAUUUUGGACUUAAUAUUACAAAUACAUUUUGAAAUUUGAAGCAUAUUUCUUGUGGUUUUAAUAAUUGUUUGAGGAUAAAUGAGAAAAGAAACUGAUGACAUGUGAAUUAUUACAGCUUGAACUGUGGUUUAAGCAAGGUCAGUGGCAUUAGGCUUGCGGCAUUUUCAGCCCUUAGAAGAGAAUGUUUCUUUCUGAUAUAAGUCACACAAUUGUCAAAAAUAAAUAUAUCAAUUUAAAAACAUCUCCUUUUUUCCUUUCAUAGUCGUGUAUUAGGUGCUGAAGUUGUAAUACAUUUGUUAUUGAUAAGUAUGUAUAUUCAAGUAAAAGUAUAAUUUCUCCCUCCACAUAUAUGGGGGGGGGGGGGGGGGUCAAAUUGUUUUAUCCUUCCAGUCAUUCCAUUUGUACAUUUAUCUGUCACAAAAGUCUUGUCAACGUCAAAUCCACAGUUUACAUUGGAAUGAAAAAACUAUACAGAAUAACUCUGUCCUGAAUUUUAUUGUGCACCUCCCUUUUCCAAUUUUUUCAUAAAAAAAAGAAACUUUACGAUCCAUUUGUACAUCUGUAUGCAUGCAUGAAAAUAUUUUGGUAUUUGUGUAUUCCAGGCCAGUUAUGCAUAUGUAAAAAAUAAAA
Messenger RNA from Mytilus californianus (California mussel), 2414 nucleotides. Its product is annotated as alkaline ceramidase 3-like. The transcript has 11 exons. Bases 235 to 1035 code for a protein of 266 amino acids. Gene Ontology annotation, biological process: phytosphingosine biosynthetic process; ceramide metabolic process. The record is from RefSeq and is a predicted model, not a curated record. Gene Ontology annotation, cellular component: endoplasmic reticulum membrane. Lineage: Eukaryota; Metazoa; Mollusca; Bivalvia; Mytilida; Mytilidae.